Candida dubliniensis CD36 is the source of this 948-nucleotide messenger RNA. RefSeq names its product Vps51p (gene VPS51). NCBI's taxonomy places the organism in Eukaryota, Fungi, Ascomycota, Pichiomycetes, Serinales, Debaryomycetaceae. The record is from RefSeq and is a predicted model, not a curated record. The transcript has a single exon. Bases 1 to 948 code for a protein of 315 amino acids.
AUGAGUGAGGCACCAAUAUUGUCGUAUAAAAAGCCAAGUUCUAACAAGAAUUCUUUCUCAGUUUCUGGAUCUACCCCAUCUACACCAGUAUUAUCUCAUUCGGGAUCACCAGUUCCACCAGCGAUCCAACUGCCAGCAUCAAUUGAUUCUCCACGAUCGUCAACUCUGACAACGAAUGCAGGAUCAUCUACUAGAAAGGUGUCAGCAAGGAGAAAAGCAUUACAAGAUUUUUACCAUUUAAAUAGCAAUCAAGACAAAGUCCCAUCAAAUGGCAACGACACCACCAAUGAGGAUGCUUCGAACAAGUCCAAUCUCAAUGAUAUUGAGAACUUAAUUAAAACUGCACCAAUUGAAGAAAUUUUGAAAAUACGAAAUGAUUUGACAGCAAAGUUAAAUUCAUCUAAUCAAACUAAAAAGUCAAUAAUUUAUGAUAAUUACUAUGAAUUGAUCAAACUAAGUAAUACUUUAUCGGAUUUGUCCACAUCGAAACCAAAGAGGAAAUCAGUUUCAACAGGGUUAAAAAUAUUUACUGAUGAUGAAGAUAAGCGAGAGGGUGAUGGGGAUAAAAAGCUGACUGAAUUGACAAAAGAGGAGUAUGUUGACCAGGUUCUUAAAGAAUUAUCUGAAUUUGCUACUACAGAGGCCCCGACUUUCAAUGGAACGUUUAAUGAAGUACUUGGAAAAUUAAAAGAGCAAGAUGAAGCUGAUAAUUCCAGCAUGGUUGUAUUGAAUGAUGAUAAGCUAACAGAGAAAAUAGAAUCUCCUGAAGAUAUAGCAAAACAGAUAAGCCACAUUAACUAUAUAUUAAAUUUGUCAUUAAGGAUGAAUGUUGAUGAAACAGAACGGGAACAAGCAAUUGAAUAUAUCGAUAAAGUUAUUUCGGAUAAUCCUGAAAAUGAAAUUUUAUCAUUACAAUUAGGUAAAAUAAAACACGAUAUCACUACCUAA